UGGACUCCCGAAGAAUUCAAUGCAGGUCGACGCCUUGUCAGCUUCUGGCGUAAUAUUGGCAACAAUGUAGUCACCUGUGGUUUCAGCCUUAUCGAAUCGUGGGCUGAUGACAAUGAUGACACUCUUACCAUAUCGUGUAUAUAUUGGCAAGAACAAGAUGCAUUCUAUUACACGUCUGUAGACUGUAUUCGUUUACUGGAGUAUCUUGUUGACGGAGAAUUCACUCAACAAGAAAAGAAUCGUGUCCGGCGUAACCUGGAAGAGUUUCAUCCUCUGACACUUGGAAAAACCAAAUCAGAAACAAGCCGAUUUUUUCGUAUGAUCAUGGGGUAUCCUGGCCCUAGACCACGAAAUAUUGAAAAAGACCUUAAAGUCUUUCCUUGGGAUACUCUCGAAGAAGCCCUUCGUAAGAUCAUUAUUCAUUAUACAGCCAGUUACAGUAGCACCGCUACUGUACACCAAUCUACCCACCGAUCCAACACUUAA
Phycomyces blakesleeanus NRRL 1555(-) is the source of this 486-nucleotide messenger RNA. RefSeq lists its product as hypothetical. The annotation marks the transcript as partial. The transcript has a single exon. NCBI's taxonomy places the organism in Eukaryota, Fungi, Mucoromycota, Mucoromycetes, Mucorales, Phycomycetaceae. The record is from RefSeq and is a predicted model, not a curated record. Gene Ontology annotation, cellular component: nucleus.